CUCACUCAAGUCAUCACUUCUUUGCUUAUGCCCAACAUGGCUCCAUGGGAGAAUUUUGACCAGGUCUUCUCAUUUAAUAAGAAAUACUCAUAUGAGCCAAAGGUUUUUGACCAGAUCUUAGCCAACCGGCGCUCGUUGGACCAGCUCUUCGCCGAUCGACUUUUAGGUCUGCUCGGCAUCCAAGGAGUGACCAAGAUCUAUCCACCGAAGUCGAAUGCAGACCUGCGAACAGUAUACAACCACAUUGUUUCCUCAGAACUUGACAUUCAUCACAAACAGUCCUUGAUCUAUUACAUCCUGAAGGACUGUCGUGCUGCACCGGAGGCUUCCUCCCAAUUCGCGCAGCAAUGCCACCUCCCCGAAAAGUAUCGCUUCUUCAUUGAGGGUCUCUGGCACUUGGAUCGGCUCGAAUUCAGGCGAGCAGUGGAAUUCCUUACUGAGCCCUCACUCAUCCCUACCUUCCCGGAUGAGAUUCUCUACGCCCUGACCCUUACGAAUAUUCCCAAGCACGAUGAUAGCCUCGCAAUCGCAUAUUAUCUCACCGUUGCUCCCCCUCUUGCGAGUGCCAAGGUCCGCAAAUCUUUCUUCGACACACUCGCUCGAUCCAAUGUGACGGAGGCAUUUUACUUCACGCGCAAGUAUGAUGAAGCUCUGCGCCGGGACUUCUUCGAGCAGUUGGUUGAAUUCGUGCACAAGACCAGCCCUAGUCAAACCCGUGGCAGACGUGCGAUGGAACUGGUUGGUCUCCCGCUUGAUGAGGAUGAAGAAGAGUGGUUUGAGCACGUCUUACUACAAGGCAAUGCCAGCACCCUGCCUGGGGCUAAGGACACCGUGAUGAUGCGACGCCUGGCAACUGGGCGUCUCGGGGGACUUGCUCCGGAGCUCGAAUCUUUGGGCGGCAAGAAGGUUGAUGGGUUGAACUGGGAUGACCUUCGGGGGAGCAUACGACAUAUCUAG
Penicillium bovifimosum is the source of this 957-nucleotide messenger RNA. Its product is annotated as ELYS family protein. The annotation marks the transcript as partial. The transcript has 3 exons. The record is from RefSeq and is a predicted model, not a curated record. NCBI's taxonomy places the organism in Eukaryota, Fungi, Ascomycota, Eurotiomycetes, Eurotiales, Aspergillaceae.